Chironomus riparius is the source of this 1689-nucleotide messenger RNA. Lineage: Eukaryota; Metazoa; Arthropoda; Insecta; Diptera; Chironomidae. The record is from the annotation of a GenBank genome assembly.
AUGAUGAUGAGACGUUUAAGAGAGAAACUUCAGAAUUUUGAUGAAUUGAUUGUGACUUUAGAGAAUGCAAAGCCACCGCCACCUCCGAAGAAAAAGGAUCGUCAAGGAUUAUUUGAUACUGGAAUACAAAAUUGUACACAGAUUUGUGGGAUUUAUGUCACAACUGAUAAUCCAACAUUAAAAUCGACUGGAAUUAAUCAUGUUGAAGGUGGCUGGCCACGAGAUAUUAAUAGACUCGAUGAUGAGCAGACUUCAAGGUAUCGUAAGAAGCAGGAAAAGGAUGAACAAUAUGUCAUUCAAAUGAAAGGAUUAAUAAAAGCAUGUGAGCAUGCAAUAUACCAAAAUAACGCAGUGAAUCUUUACGAAACAUACUUUGAGGAUAUGGAACAGAUUGAUUUGAAAGAAGAAUACUCGUCAAAGACAUUAAAUAUGUUUCGUGAUAAAACUCCACGAAUGGUUAAGAAAGUUAUUUGGAAUCCAGAAGAUGGAACACAUUUCACAUCAGCACAUUGUGGAGAUCAGUCUUAUUAUCAUUAUCUUCUUGGUGAAGAGAAUACGCUUCAUAUAUGGGACAUUGAGUACCCAAAAGCACCAGUAAGGACACUCGAUGCUCACUCUCAGUCACAAUGUUUCGAGUAUAAUCCAAAAGAGAUAACAAGCCUUGUGACUGGAAUGAUCACUGGACAAAUUGCUUUAUUUGACAUUAGAUCCAGCAGUAAAUUCCCAUCAGUCAUAUCUCAUCGUGAAAAUUCCCACAAGGAUCAAGUCAAUGCUGUCACAUUUUAUUGCUCAAAAUCGAACAUGGAAUUCUUUUCAGGCGCUUCUUCGGGUGAAAUAUUCUGGUGGGAUUUAAGAUAUUUGGAUAAGCCAAUUGAUGUUUUAUUAUUGUGUCCUGAGGAACUGCAAGGUGUCGUUAAAACGGAAGAGAAAGCAUUUGGUGUGUCAGUUUUGGAAUAUGAAAGUACAAUUCCUAAUAAAUACAUGGUAGGCACGGAUCAUGGUGUUGUUUAUAUCUGUAAUAAACGCUUCAAAACACCAUCUGAUCGAAUAUACUCAAAAGUUCAAUGUUAUAAAGGUGCUAUUGCCGCUGCACAGCGUAAUCCGUCGUUCCUUAAAUUCUUUUUAAGUGUUGGUGACUGGCAAGCGAAAAUAUGGUGCGAAGAGUUGAAGGAUAAUCCAAUAUUCUGGACUAAGGAAUAUAAUUCUGAAUUAAGCUAUGGAUGCUGGAAUUCUGUAAGAUGUGCGAGCUUUUAUUUGUGUCGAGUUGAUGGAGUAUUCGAUGCUUGGGAUGUGACACAUCGAAGUGAUAGGCCUGUACUAUCGACUAAGAUAUCAGACUCAGCUUUAACUUAUUGUUCACCACAUAAGGAAGGCAAAUUGGUUGCUGUUGGAACUAAAAAUGGAAACAUCCAUUUAUUAGAAGUUUCAGAGAAUUUGGCAACAUUUACAGCAAAUGAUAGGCCUGCGAUGGCUGUGGUUUUGGAUCGGGAAACUCGUAGAGAAAAGCUUCUUGAAAAUAAGCAGCGCGAGUUGAAAUUAAAGGAGAAAGAGAUGGAAAGAGAACAGAUUCGAUUGAAAUUGGGUCUUCCAGAUCCAGAAGAAGUUGAAAUGAAUUUAGCAAAUGAUUUAGCUAGACAGGCACAAGUUACUUUCCAUUUACAAAUUGACCAAUUAAAGCAACAUACUUAA